UCCGAUUUGUACCUGCUUCAGCAUCUGACGAAAUAACGGUAACGACAGAAUGAGUACUACUGGUAAGGCUUCCCGCCCUAUCUGGCCUCAGGCGAGACUCUAAUAGCCGCUCAGUGGAGAAGAUCAAGGCCAUCGAAGAUGAGAUGGGUGAGUUUACCAUAAUCUGAGUGCGAGAAGGGGCGAACGUUUUAUUGACUGGACUUCAGCCAAAACCCAAAAGAAUAAGGCAACAUCUUUGUGAGCAUUUCCUCAUUCAUCGCCUUUCAAUUGACUACGGAUCUGGACUGACCUCACCAUGUCGUAGCCACCUGGGCCAAUUGAAAGCGAAACUCGCCAAGCUACGACGAGAACUUGUGACUCCCUCCUCCUCUGGAGGGGGCGCCGGGAGUGAGUUGACCACCAUUUGAGCACUGUUUCCGGAGAGUUUGGUUAAUAACUAUGCUCCGCUUUUCCAGUUGGCUUCGAUGUCGCAAGGACCGGUGUGGCCAGCGUGUACGUACCGCCUAAGCCUCAUAUUUCCUAGGUCUGUGUACCGGAAUUUUGAAUAUUUGCUUACGAAUAAAUGCUCAGGGGGUUCAUUGGUAUAUAUAGCCCCCCCAGGUAUAGGUAUUCCAUGGGUUGAAAUGCUCAUUGAGCUGUAGGGUUUCCUUCGGUCGGUAAGAGUACUCUCCUAAAUCUGCUCACGGGCACCCACUCCGAGGCAGCGGCCUACGAGUUCACGACCGUAUGUUAAAUGCCCACCUAGUUCCUACUUUCUCUCUCGCGGUGUGCCACACUGACAAGGAUUUAGCUCACGACUGUUCCCGGCUGUGUCAUGUAUAAUGGGGCCAAAAUCCAGAUGUUGGAUCUCCCUGGGAUUAUCCAGGGCGCAAAGGAUGGAAAGGGUCGAGGUCGCCAAGUGAUUGCGGUAGCAAAGCAAUGCAACCUUAUAUUCAUCGUACUAGAUGUCAACAAGCCACUCACAGAUAAGAAGAUGAUCGAGCAGGAGUUGGAGGGAUUUGGUAUCAGGAUCAACAAGCAGCCACCAAACAUUGUCUUCAGGAAGAAGGAUAAGGGAGGUGUUAGUGUCACUAGCACCGUGCCGCUUACUCAUCUUGACGCUGAGGUAAGUUACAAUUUUUGUUCUAUUUUAUUUUUAUAAAAAAAAAUACCUAGUAAAUACAUGUGAACUAUUAGGAAAUAAGAGCGGUUACAACAGAGUAAGUCCCUGAGCCAGUUAUCGCGCAGAAUGAGGAAAAAGGAAAAAAGCACUUGUCAUCCCCUUUUCGAUCCCAUACCACCGCGAGACUAUUACCCGAAACGAUGGGGUCACAACCUGAGCCAGCGGGAACCCUAGAGAGAUUCUGGCUCGGCUAUGCAUCCCCACACCCGAAAUCAUGUGGGCUACGGCGACGAAUUCCCUCCUCCCAUGUCCUCCACAGCUGAGAUUUGUGCGGUCGGGUUUAUUGGGGAAUGUGGCUGACCCUUUCCAGAUACAAAAUAAGUUCUGCGGAUAUCGCUUUUAGAUGUGAUGCGACUGUUGAUGAUCUAAUCGAUGUCAUCGAAGAGAAGAGCCGAAGAUAUAUUCCGGUAAUCUACGCUCUCAACAAAAUUGAUGCUAUAUCAAUCGAGGAGCUUGAUUUACUUUAUCGGUAAGCGGAUGGGAGGCUCGCUGCAUGGAAGGUUUUGUGUCUGACUUAGCGCUCGCUUACUAGAAUUCCCAAUUCUGUGCCAAUAUCAUCGGAAAGGGUUAGUCACGCACAAAUCCAUCCGCACCCCUCUCUUGAAUACCAUUCCCGACCGUAUGCACAGUUUGCAACUGACGCUGUCGAACCGCAGGGCUGGAAUGUCGAUGAGCUUCUAGAAUUGAUGUGAGGAACAAAUCCGUAGCGCGCGCCCCACGUGGUGCAGGGACGACCAACUUACUGAAAGACACAUAGGUGGGAAAAGCUUGACUUACGAAGGGUCUAUACAAAGCCCAAAGGCCAAACGCCUGACUACACACAACCUGUUGUUUUAAGAUCUAAUGCCUGUGCCGUCGAGGAUUUUGUUGGUUCCCCCCUUCAUAUAAUUGCUCCUGUUGUUGGAUGUCGUCAGAUUGACGGGUUUUACAGUGCAAAGCGAUUCACAAAAGCAUUAUCGAUUCCUUCAAAAUUGCGAUUGUCUACGGCAGCAGUGUGAAACAUCAGCCACAAAGAGUUGGACUUUCACACGUUCUGGAGGAUGAGGAUGUGGUAGGCAUUAUCGCGCUUGUAGGGUCUUUCUGCUCUCAGAUUCACUAACCCCGCCUUCCCUCUUUCAUUAGGUUACCAUCGUUAAGAAGUAAACACACGUCCGCAUUGAAACAGCUGGGGCGUGUUCGGGUUAAUACCCCACUCGGUCCGGUUACUUUUGCGGAGUCCGCACAUGGAUGAGGAAGGACGUAAGAUUGCGAACCGGCAAAUGAUCCGUCACAGUGACCUAAAAAGCUACGGUAGCACUGUACUAGUACCGUACUAGUUACAAGUUCCUGGUUGAUCUUUCAUCCGUCAAAAAGCAAUCAUAUCCUUUUUCCACCACACCUAAAAAGAAUCACAGGGCUUCUCUUUGCGACUUUGACUAUGAUACUUGGUAUCUCAACAAAGAGAGAACCAAGAAAUAUGAUUUGUUAUAUCCUUUCACCCUUUCCCUUCGCAUUCAUCCUAUCGAUUUGGUGAAGAACAGAGCAAACUGCCCGGCCUGACAUAAUCUCGAUCGUUGUGCUACGUGUUGAUUGCGGAUAUUGCUAUUUGGAGGCAGGCUGUCAUGUUCUACUGUGAGAGUUUAGUAUCCUUUCCGAGGCAGAAACCAGGAAAACUGCGGCACCGGUAGACUAGUAUGGGAAGGAUUGACAGUAAGAGGUUAGAGGGGUUGAGCACAGUCUCUCCCCGCCCGAAUUCCUUCCAGCCAUUCUUUCCCAGGGGGAGGUUCGCGAACCCGCGUUAGAGGUGAUAUUGUUGGAACAACGAAAUUUGAGGCUGCUGCGACGUACUUGUACUCGUACGAUGCGCUACGAAGUUGGUUAUUGAUGGACCGUGCAAGCGACAGAGGAAGAAGAAGAAAAAAAAAGAGAGACGAUUGCCCCUGAGUCUUCUAGAGUGGAUGGAAUGGGAGCUGUCGUAGGGAUGUUUUUUUUUUUCCUCCGUCUGUCGCUUAUUGGAGAUGUACGAGUACCGUAUUGUCCACACUGUCAUAAGUAGACGAUGGCGCUUAUUCUGGGGCACCCUGAGAUAUCGUCAUUCACCCCUUUUAUCCUUCUGACCCCCUCCCCCCCCCCUUGUCGCAAUAGAAAAGUAUUAAAAAAUAGGUCGAUGGACACAUGGGUUGGAGAACUGCUUCGUAUAAUAAUAACACGGGAAACAGUUUUCGCAAAAGAAAGAAAAGUAGAGCUCUUUAGAUAAAAAGAGGCUCUGGCCGACCGCCGCGCCGAAAUUAACUUUCGAGAGGAACCGGUGGUCUUCCUAAAGGUAACCUUUCGAAUUUUUUUAUAUUUUUCCACACCUUCUCUGUCCUAUCCUUCCAGCAAUAAUAUCUCCUAUUUCCUCCUUGCGAUCUGUUUUUUCUUUCUUUCUUUUUUCUUCCCCCUCUUCGUUUUUACGAGUUUGUGCUGUGCAUUUCCGCUACCCUGUUCUAGAGCAUCCCGGCCGAUUUGAGUGGUUCCGCUUUCCCCGGGGUCGUGCCAUCAUCAAUUCUUCCUCGUUUCUUUUUUGUCCUAAGCCGGCCAUGGCCGCCGUGGCCUAAGAUAUCCACAACCGGUGAAACCCCCCAGAAUGAGUGAGCGAGAAGUUCUCUUUUGUCUGUAGGGAAGCAAAGUUGCUCAACAAGUCCAGACCCACGAACGUUUAUUUCGAGUUGAAUUACCGGUACAGUGCAGAGGGUAGGAAAUCGACCCUCAGAGGAAGCGUGGAAAAAAAAAAAAAAAGUAACGGUGCUCAAGAAGAUUGUUUGUCCGUGAGUUUUCCCUGCCUCUCACCACCCUUGUCUCAUCCUGGUCCGCCUCAUCUCAUUCUAUUCCUUCGAAAUUCAUUGCCGUUCCAUAAGUUUUUUGUCAUUACCGGUAUCACACAAUCUGGGCUUCCUCUUUCCUCUUCGCGCCUUCCCCAUCUCUGUCGUCGUCAAUUCUUCCGUAAGUUUCCGGAGAACUUUUCGAGCGUCGAUUUCGCGUACGGUACUGUGCUGCUACUUUUCCCUCUCCCUACAAAGCACCACCGGCGGGGAGCUAAAGUGUGUUCCUGAGGCUUAAUUGCAUGACUACGGUUGGUUGCAUGUCAAGGUUGCCCGGGUAGGACUAGAGAGGAAGCGUGCUGAGAUUAUUAUCCCCGUUCCUUACACCGCGCACGCGCACUUUAUUUUCGGAGAGGAGGGUUUCUCGGUGCGAACAAAACAAAUCUCCCCCAAUCACAACGCACGAGGCAGGAGAGGGAGGUUCGAAGGUGAAGAGGAUCCCAAGAAACAAAAAAAAGAUCACAAAAAUCACACAAUUGAAAUUGGCGUAGGAGAAUUGGGAGUGGGAUUUAUAAUUAUAUAACAUUACUGACCGCCUCCACAGCCACCCCACCGAUUUAGGGCAGGUGUUUUGUUCGGCCAGUCUACUGUCCUGACUGUCAGGGCUAGCUGGGCACGGGAUCUCUAUAUUCCUCCGCUCGCUUCCCUCCGAUCCCAAAGCUCUCCGUUGCCUGCUGUCUGUUCUUGUAUCGUCCACACACUUGGUUUGCCGUCUGUUUUGUUCGUCAGCCUGUCUGCUGGUUCUCAUACGUAACUCUUCUCAUAUGCAAUGGAAGGCGUGCAUAACCCGCAUGACGACUUUGUCAACCAGCAAUGGGUUGAGAUUGGGACUCUACACCACCAGCAACAACAACAGCACCAUCAUCACUACCACCAAGAGGCGCAACAUCACGCGCAGAAUGGUGGACAUCCUCACCAUGACUUCUCUGCCUACGGUCUCGUCGAAUCGUCCGGGUUCGUACCCCAAGACCACCACCAGCAGCAGUUUAGGAUGCAGCAGCAGCCGGUGCCGAUAGCUCCGAACUAUCUCGGUCUCCCGCAUUGGGGCCAGACGAUGAUUCCGCCACAGCCAUCUGGGGUCGCUUCUUCGCAUCCUCAAUUCAUUCCAUCUCCGGCAAUUGCUGCUCCAAACCAGCCGACACUGGGAGCACCGCUGUCCAUGACCCAGCCCGGCCACCCGACUCAGACCACCUCUAGUCCGAGGAGGACUUUGACAGAUGCCGACAGGCGGAGGAUGUGCAUAUUUCACGAAGAGAAUCCAAACGUGAAACAAACAGAAAUCGGGGGUAUGGUGGCGACAUCUUCUCCUUUCUCCCAUAAGGGGUUUCGUGAUUGGUGGGCUGACUUUCUUCUUUUUGUUCACAGCAAUGUUUGGUGUCGAGAGAAGGUAAGCGGCAGAACACGAAUUGGAUGAUUGAGGGUUGGAGCUAAUUGUUUUUUCUUCUUCUUUGCCACAGUACUGUUUCGAAAGUUCUUCGGCAGAAGGAAAAGUAUCUCUUUCCCGAUGACGGGAGCAGAUCCCCGGUGAAACGCUCAAAAGGGAAAUUCCCGGACAUUGAGCGCGCAUUGGCUGUUUGGGCGAAGAACACGCGGAAGCAGGGGGUGGCCUUGACCGAUAUGAUGAUCCGAGAAAAAGCUAAAUUUUUCGCGACCAGCGUCGGGAUAUCGGACAGUCAAUUCAAGGCAAAUGGUCAAGGCUGGUUGGAAAAGUUCAAACAGAAAAACAACCUUCACUCGAAUGGGCGGGGGAGAUCGGAGAGUGAUGUGACUGGUGUGGCUAGGCUGGCGAGCGGAGGGUUAAUGUCACCGAAGCCAGGCCACUCUAGAACGGAUUCAACACCAGUAUUAGGGUCGCCUAUGAUGCAAGAGUCCAAGAGCCAGGAUAGCAGUCAUAAUGGUACAGAUUCCCCCGAAUCAUUUAUGGAGUUUGGGGGAUUCAAUAAGCAACAAGUCUCGGGUCUGUUUUCCUCUGCGUCUGUGGCAGGUAUCCGACUGACAUUGCAGCCUUUAAUUACGUAGGUCCAGCUUCUCCAACCUCCCCAUUCUUCUCACCAGAUCAGCGUGGCUCCAUGCAAGCACGGAUGCCGCACCUGCAGCAGCGGCCAAGGUCACAGACAUUCCCGACCAUACCUGUUGAUCCGACCUACAUAUCCCCACCACCGUCGUCAGAGCCAUUGACCCCCAAAAUGUCGAACCAGGCCGUGGUGCCCCCACCAGCGCUUGCAUCCCCUGCACCAGAGCCUCCCAACCCAUUGGCAUCGCCGAACCAUACCCCGUCUUCCCCUCAUGGGGCUUUGGCACUACAGACACCGCAAUCACCCACUAGGGAAGAUGCGUGUCGUGCGCUUGAGGUGGUUAUGACCUAUCUCAGACGGCAGCCGGUGGGGUAUGUCGAACCAGAUGAGUAUCUUGUCGUAGGAAAGCUGCUAGCUAGAAUCGGGCCGGACAAUAUGGAAUCCAAUGAGAAAAUUAGUGCACCACCUUGAUAUGGGCGGUGAUUCUCCGAUGAGUAAAGGGAAAAAGUUUUUAUUUUUUGUUAGUUCGUUUUCUUUGGCCUACAUUCCUCUUUUCUUAACUUGAGAAGGGUAUUUUUGGGGAUCAUAUCACGGUGUUUUUGAGUUUUUUUUUGGAAUACCCCACAUAUUUCUUAUUGUGUUUGUUUCCCCUCAUAAGUCGGGUAGGGAGGUGAAGAAAAGGGAUGUUGUUUGUUGUGCUUCCUUAUAUCUCUUUCCUAUCUUUAUCUCUUGUCCCGGCCAUUUUCAACUUCCUUUCUUCGUUAACCCCCUUCUUACAUCAUGAUGUUGCGUUAAUGGGAACUUUAUCUUAGCAGCCCACCCUCCUUCCAUUUCCGCGUUUUCCUCCAUGUCAUUUUCUCUCUACCCAUUUAUUGGGCUUUUUUCAACCUGUCCUACCUCCUCCACCACUACUACUAACUAUAGACUGCUCGCCGGUCCUCUGUUCAUUAUUCAUCUUCUUUCGGUCCGGAUCCAAGGUUCGAUCCGGUUUUUUUUUACAUACGGGAAAAACAGGUCAGGGGUUCCGGUGGUCGCUGUGUUAUCAUUUCGUUUCAUUUCUCAAAUUUCAGGCGCUGUCUGUCACUGCCAUGGAUUAAUGGCCGGCUACUAUUAUAUCCUUUUUUCGGUUAUUAAUACCCUAGUUCCGUUUUCUUUGCCUUUCCUUUGAGAUAUCACUUCGGAUUCUUGUAUAUGUCAUAGAUGUCUUUUCCCAAUAUUCGACUUUUUUCUCCUGGAGGGCUGCCUUUGAGAGGAGGGUAAAGGGAUGGAUGAAUGAAUGGGAAGGGAGGGAAUAAGAUGAGGUAGGAUAGGACAGCUGUAGUCGUUUUUAUUUUUAUUUAAAUCUCUUCAAAAAAAAAACCACCUGCUUUAAUAUCUCUCUUUCGUUUUAUAUACCCGUGGCGGAACGGCCGGUGUGGAAAACCGGGAAGGGAUGCGGAAGCGAGAAACGCGGGUAAUACUAGCGGGAACAGGGGAAAUAGGGGAAGAGUAAACGAAAAGGAAAAUAAAGUAACGGUUGUCGGUCGCUCGAGUGUAUAAGGCGGGUAGAAAAUACGAGGCCGGAUAAACGUGAACUCGAAUUUGCGCUCCUCCCCCCUCCAUCCACCUUCUGCGGCAUUGAAGAACAUAGCUAGAAGUGGGUUCAUUCCUGGUGGGAUGGGAUGGGACGGGAGAUACGGGAAAGGGGACGAACCCGCGGGGUCGCCG
Molecule: messenger RNA, 7724 nt
Organism: Tuber aestivum (summer truffle)
Lineage: Eukaryota; Fungi; Ascomycota; Pezizomycetes; Pezizales; Tuberaceae
Source: the annotation of a GenBank genome assembly